AGUAACGCGGGAAAGCGUACCGCACACAGUCGCGCGGUGCGUUCCAUAUUCAAAGUUCAAAAUUCCUUUGUUUGAUGUCACAUGUAGUUUAAAAAAGAUUGUUUUACAAUAUAAAAGUGCAAUUUGUGAUUUUUAUAGUGGAAUGAGAUGAUUUAAUAAAUUAAAAAGCAAUAAUUUGAUUGUUUUUUUUUUAAUAUCAAGGAAUGGCGGAAUGGAAACUGCGCAGAGGUUCUGAAGAGCGAUAGCGCACAACAAAAUGGCCGCUUCCGGUAAUGUCACGUUAGCGAAAGAUGGCGCGCGAUUGCAUCCGUAUUUAGUGGCGUUGGUACGUUGGUGUAUAUCUUCAUUUUGGAGUACAGCUUCAAUUCUCAUUCACCGACUUCUGACCACUCCAUUGCCGCCAAUUGCAGCCUCGAAGCCUCCCAAGCGGCCGGCGAGUUCUGAACACUUACAUCCAGAGCCCCGGGUCGAUUGCGUCGUGUUACACCAGCCGGCCGACCACGAAAUUGAUGUCAUCUUUGUCCAUGGGUUAUAUGGAUCCCUGGGCAACACGUGGAAACAAGGCGAAUGGAGAUCAAAGUACAAAGACGCGCCACAAAAGCAACCGCUCCGGCGGCACUGCGAUGCGGACGAAAGAAAUAAACGCGCGGACACAAGCAAAAACGACAGAGAAAAGAAGAAAAGACGAUACACCAGACUAGACGAAGCGAAGCUUAGAAACGAAUUGAGUCACAUGCUCAAAAAAGAAAAACAAAACUCGCUUUGCAUUCCAGAAUACAGCAUAGAACCUUCUAGAAGGGCCUCUCUCUGGCAGAACAGCGCCGGAUUCAUGUUCUACUCGGUUCCGCACCGCGGCUCACCCUUGGCCGAUAUCAAAACGCCAAUCACGGCGAGGAGUAUCGAGUUGUUGGAGAUAUGUAAUAACUGUUCUCUCCUCCUCUCCCUGCAAGAGCGCUGGCUGGUCGCCACGCAGGGCGCUAGGCCCGCGGUCCGCAGUCUGGUGGAGACGGGGCGCACGCUCAUGUCCGUGCUGUGGUUGAGGAUAGUCAGCGUGGACUCUGCUGAUCCAGGGAGGGGCGCUCUUUAUGGCGUGUCAGUAGACCAUAGAGAAAUAUGUAAACCGACAAGUCGGAAUUGUUUAUUGUACACAGAACUAAUGCAUCUUAUGAGUACAGCACUUAGUAAAAAAACGAAAGUGUCUGUGAUUGAUCAUGACUUUUAAAAAGUCAAUAAACGGACUGAGACUGUCAUGAGAAUUUGUAAAACUUCUACAAUCUAAAUAUAUACAAAACAAUCGUGUGGCAACAAGCAACAACGUUGAAUGACCAUGUUGCGGAAUCGCCAAUGCAUGUUGCUGGCAACAUUGCGUGUUGCAGAGUGGAUGACGUACGUCGUCGCUCACCCUAGAGGCGACAAUAAAGGGGACAAUAAGUGCUAAAAGCGUAUUUUAUAAUGCCUAAAAGUAAAGAUCAUUUAAAUUAAAAAUGAAAGAGACAAAUAUACAUAGACAGAUAGUGUGUUGAAAACAUAAGCUAUAAACAACAGAAAUUCACAAAAAUCACAAGGUCACCUCUAAACUUUUCUUUUGGCGAUUUAAAAUCAUCCUAAUAUUCGGUAAAUCAUUAUUUGUAAAAAUAAUGAUUCUUGAAAAAUAUUAUCGUCAAUAUAUUAUAGUGAUGUAUUCUCUUAGUACAAUCAAUAGAUGUUUAGUAAAUCGCGUAUUCUUAUUUAUAAGCGAUACUACGUACAUAUGUGUGCGUGCGGCACUGUGUACCUACACAGCCGGCCGAGACCGGUGAUUGGUUGAUUGUAUGUGUGUGUACGCGUCAUUAAUGAAGAUUCCAGAAAUAUUUUCGAUCAAACCACAAUAACUAUGAACACAAGGUUUUAGUCUCUUUUUGAGGUUAUAAAAACGAAUGACGCUUUUAAAUGUUAACAUGAUUAUAUCAACUUUAUUUUUUUGUAACUUGAUAUGUGUAAAGCAAAUUUCUCUAUAAAUCUACGAAAUGAAAUGUGCAUUUUAAUAAUUUACGAAUAAUCACAUAUUUUCAUUUGGCAUGUUAUUUCAAAUCGAAUAAAGUUCUACACUCUAAGUAUAUUAAGUAUUGAAUUAAAUUGUUAUGGUUUUUUGUUUUUAUUGUGCCACAGUAUUUAAAUCACAGUAACAUUUAUUACACGAUAUAUUAUUCAACACAAGUAAUAAUUUUUACACCUUAGGCUCUUUUUUAACUGUCACCGUUAAAUGGUAAACACCGUCAGAUUACAAUAUCGCAAUUCAGAUUAAUUCCUUGCAAUAUUGUAAUCUGUCAAAAAAACUGUGAUCCGGAACAUACUGCUUAUAAUUAAACGCAUUUAAAUUGUGAAAUGUACAUUCGAUAUGACGGAUGAGGUUAGGUACGGUUUAGAUUAAAACUACGCAGAAAUAGGAGACCCAAAGCUUAUACUCCGUCGACUUGCACCGACGUUUGGGAAGAGUUAAUUACAUUAUAUUAUCGAAAAAUAUUCACAUUAUAGUUAUCGAAAAAUAAUGCCUCAAAUUCCAAAUGUUACGGAUCACAAUUUGCAAUAUGCUAGUUAUUCUAUUAGUCUUUAUAAUCUAAUGGUGUGAUAUCUAAUAGUCACAAUAUUUUAAGGGCACGCUUUCUUAUAAAUAGGCAUCGAUCUUGUAUCUUACGAUUUAAGAUAAAUUAUAGCACUAAGUAUAAUGUACAUAGCUGAGACAAUAAAAUAUUAAUGUAUAAACGAAUAAAUACUUUUGCCAUGUAUUUUUUUUAUUUACCGAUUGAAAAUAUGCUAGAAUUAUGCAUAAAAUGUAUAAUUUAGGAUAGAGUAUAUCUUAUGAAUUAUGGUGAGACACUUCAAAGUAUAUUUUAAAAGUUACAGCGAAUUUCGCUAUUAUAUGGAUAUCAUUCAAUAAGUAAUAUGUGGAUAAUUUAAGUAUUACGUACAUAUAAAAUAAAUUGUUUGUUUUAUGA
Molecule: messenger RNA, 2975 nt
Organism: Zerene cesonia (dogface butterfly)
Lineage: Eukaryota; Metazoa; Arthropoda; Insecta; Lepidoptera; Pieridae
Product: protein SERAC1
Exons: 8
Coding region: 257-1222 (321 amino acids)
Source: RefSeq, a predicted model, not a curated record